Ostrea edulis (European flat oyster) is the source of this 994-nucleotide messenger RNA. Its product is annotated as homeobox protein engrailed-1-B-like. The transcript has 2 exons. Gene Ontology annotation, molecular function: RNA polymerase II cis-regulatory region sequence-specific DNA binding; DNA-binding transcription factor activity, RNA polymerase II-specific. Gene Ontology annotation, cellular component: nucleus. The coding region runs from base 177 to 866 and encodes 229 amino acids. NCBI's taxonomy places the organism in Eukaryota, Metazoa, Mollusca, Bivalvia, Ostreida, Ostreidae. The record is from RefSeq and is a predicted model, not a curated record. Gene Ontology annotation, biological process: multicellular organism development; neuron differentiation; regulation of transcription by RNA polymerase II.
UUGUUAUUUUUUUUUUAAAACCAAACAGGCCAAAAAGUUCUCAAAGUUUGCUGCGUGGAAAAAUAAGUAUGUCCUGGAGUUUUGAUAAUUAGUUUUAGUACCAGGACGAGCCAGUGACAUGUAAAACAAUUCAUAAUUCCAUUGGAUAUCAAAAACUUUCAGAAGGACAUUUGAAUAUGGAUUCGAAAGAAGAACACGUUCAAAUUGGAAACGACCAAAUUGUUGCAAGAUGUUCAAAUUUCUCUAUUGACGAAAUUUUAAAGCCUACAUUUGGACCACCAAAACGACAUUGGUUGUCCGCAUUUUCUCCUGUGAGAAAUGGCUCAAGAACAAUUUCAACAUCCGGCCUCAGUUUAGAUCUUCAGAGAAACAGGCAUGAGUCGGCAUUUGUUAGACUUUCACCUUCGGACUCCCAAACUUCAGUAUGUUCCAGCCCUGAUUCAAUCCCAGCUGCCAGCAGUCCCGUGGCAACAUCCCCGGGGUCAGACGGAAACGAAAAGCCCCUUUGGCCAGCGUGGGUGUUUUGCACAAGAUAUUCCGACAGACCCUCAUCAGGUCCACGUUCCAGAAAAAUAAAGAAAAAGAAAGCACCCGAUGAAAAACGUCCGAGAACGGCGUUCACAACGGAGCAACUACAGAGACUAAAAGCCGAGUUUGACGGAAGUCGUUAUCUUACAGAAAAGAGAAGACUGGAACUCUCAGACGAACUCAAACUCUCUGAAUCUCAAAUAAAAAUAUGGUUCCAAAACAAACGUGCAAAAAUUAAGAAAUGUACAGGAGCUAAAAAUACACUGGCAUUGAAACUGAUGUCACAAGGACUCUAUAAUCAUUCUACGAUAACUGUUUCGGAUGAGGGCGAAUCCUAGUGCUCGAUUUUACAUGUAAAUGUUUUAGUGCAUUUGAUUCAUAUUGCUAUUUAUAAAGCGGUUUUAAUUUUUUCCAUUACACUACAAUUCUUUAUCCGUUAUCGUAAUAAAAUUUUGUUUAUUUUUAA